AUGGCACAGAAAGAGGGAGAUGUUAGAGAUUACAAUUUGACUGAGGAACAGAAGGCGAUCAAGGCCAACUAUCCGCCAGUCAAUAGGAAUUACGAGUAUUUGGAUCAUACAGCAGAUGUCCAGUUACACACAUGGGGAGAUACUCUGGAGGAAGCAUUUGAGCAAUGUGCAAUGGCCAUAUUUGGUUACAUGAUAGAUACCAGGACUGUGGAGCCUCUCCAAACAAUAGAAGUAGAAACCCAAGAUGUUUCUACUUUUCUUUUUCACUUUUUAGAUGAGUGGCUUCAUAAGUCCAAUGCUGAUGAAUUCUUCAUACCCUGGGAAGUGAAAGUACUUUGUAUUGAUCAAAGACAUUUCCAAUUACAAUCAGUUGGGUGGAGAGAAUGUUUAUUGUCCAAGCAUCCUCAGGGAACAGAAGUCAAAGUUAUAACAUAUUCAGCAAUGCAGGUCUAUAAUUAA
This is a messenger RNA of Pongo pygmaeus (Bornean orangutan), 459 nucleotides long. Its product is annotated as protein archease-like. Bases 1 to 459 code for a protein of 152 amino acids. The transcript has a single exon. Gene Ontology annotation, cellular component: tRNA-splicing ligase complex. The record is from RefSeq and is a predicted model, not a curated record. Gene Ontology annotation, biological process: tRNA splicing, via endonucleolytic cleavage and ligation. Lineage: Eukaryota; Metazoa; Chordata; Mammalia; Primates; Hominidae.